AUGACGCCCGCUACGGGUGGUACUGUUGUAAGUGUGACGGAGCAAGCUGACACUGUGCCAGGCAAGUCGGUGAAGACCGAGGUGUUCCGCUCGGAGAGACCGGACGGCAGCAUCGUGACCAAGACGGUCCGCACGACGACUUGCACCACGAAGCCUGCGGACGGCGAGCUCGUGACGACGAUCGAGGUGGAAACGACGACUGAAACGGAAUCCCCGGACGGCACGACGAGCACUACAGUGGCGACGGAGACCUGCGAAGAGACGGAGACGGAGGAGAGCAGCCUCCCAAUGACGCCCGCUACGGGUGGUACUGUUGUAAGUGUGACGGAGCAAGCUGACACUGUGCCAGGCAAGUCGGUGAAGACCGAGGUGUUCCGCUCGGAGAGACCGGACGGCAGCAUCGUGACCAAGACGGUCCGCACGACGACUUGCACCACGAAGCCUGCGGACGGCGAGCUCGUGACGACGAUCGAGGUGGAAACGACGACUGAAACGGAAUCCCCGGACGGCACGACGAGCACUACAGUGGCGACGGAGACCUGCGAAGAGACGGAGACGGAGGAGAGCAGCCUCCCAAUGACGCCCGCUACGGGUGGUACUGUUGUAAGUGUGACGGAGCAAGCUGACACUGUGCCAGGCAAGUCGGUGAAGACCGAGGUGUUCCGCUCGGAGAGACCGGACGGCAGCAUCGUGACCAAGACGGUCCGCACGACGACUUGCACCACGAAGCCUGCGGACGGCGAGCUCGUGACGACGAUCGAGGUGGAAACGACGACUGAAACGGAAUCCCCGGACGGCACGACGAGCACUACAGUGGCGACGGAGACCUGCGAGGAGACGGAGACGGAGGAGAGCAGCCUCCCAAUGACGCCCGCUACGGGUGGUACUGUUGUAAGUGUGACGGAGCAAGCUGACACUGUGCCAGGCAAGUCGGUGAAGACCGAGGUGUUCCGCUCGGAGAGACCGGACGGCAGCAUCGUGACCAAGACGGUCCGCACGACGACUUGCACCACGAAGCCUGCGGACGGCGAGCUCGUGACGACGAUCGAGGUGGAAACGACGACUGAAACGGAAUCCCCGGACGGCACGACGAGCACUACAGUGGCGACGGAGACCUGCGAAGAGACGGAGACGGAGGAGAGCAGCCUCCCAAUGACGCCCGCUACGGGUGGUACUGUUUGUAAGUGUGACGGAGCAAGCUGA
This is a messenger RNA of Peronospora matthiolae, 1203 nucleotides long. The record is from the annotation of a GenBank genome assembly. NCBI's taxonomy places the organism in Eukaryota, Oomycota, Peronosporomycetes, Peronosporales, Peronosporaceae.